UUAUUUUCUUAAUUUCUUUCUUUUGUCAGUAAGUUACUGUGAACUCUUAUUUUCUUUUUCUAUUAAGACAGCGCCUAGUUGCAUGUUUUAAUGUUCUUUUUUGGCACACAAUCUGAGGCCUACUACUUUAUAAAAAAAAUAUUUCAAUGAAUUGACACUAUCGGUUGAAUAUGUUUAUUUGCCUUACGUUCAUUUCCUGACAGUUUAAACAAAAACACACUAUGCUUUAAAUAAUACAAUCCGACAGACAACUAAACAAAAGUAAAAAAGCUGGUUUUAAACCAAUUUUGCGGAGACGUUCUCAGUCUUUGUUGAAAGAUAUUAAAAGCGACGAGCAUUAUACUUUCAAUAUUUUGUUAAAAAUCUUAUGCAGUGCUUUUGGAUAUGUUAUAACUAUUGUGCAAUAUUUAAGCACUUCUUGGUAGUAUUAGUUUAUUUUUCCAUCAAAUCAACAGCUGCCCUUUAAUUGCAUGCCAAUUGCCCCAAAAUCCCACCACCCCGCACCUGUUCGCUUUAUUACGACCGGCACUGUGCGAAGUUUUGCUCCCGCAGACGAGGUCUCAAUCGUCAGUUUGGAUUUGUUUUUCGCUGCGUGCAGUUCGCUUGGCAGACCGGGUCUGCAGUUUAUAUAUACACCCAUUCUUGGAUUUCGCGUGGUGGCUAGCUCGUCGACGGCCGUAAAGCAGGACUACAACGAGUACAUGUGGACGAUGCGCAAGGAGUUCGAUGAACCAGAACCUUUGGAGACAGAGUCCGUAGUGCGCGAGAAUCUAUCGAAUAUUGGCCGCGAGGCAGCCAGUUUAGGCAACUAUCACAAGGUGGAUUCGCCCGAAUAGGGA
Molecule: messenger RNA, 839 nt
Organism: Drosophila rhopaloa
Lineage: Eukaryota; Metazoa; Arthropoda; Insecta; Diptera; Drosophilidae
Exons: 2
Coding region: 471-836 (121 amino acids)
Biological process (GO): negative regulation of biosynthetic process
Source: RefSeq, a predicted model, not a curated record